Molecule: messenger RNA, 1406 nt
Organism: Erythranthe guttata (spotted monkey flower)
Lineage: Eukaryota; Viridiplantae; Streptophyta; Magnoliopsida; Lamiales; Phrymaceae
Source: RefSeq, a predicted model, not a curated record
CUUGUCACUUGUCAGCGGAUUCAACCAGUUUGUAGAGUGUGAUUUGAAAUCGACUGUUUGUUGAUCCAAACGGUUAAUACCUCCCCCACAAGUAGCACCAAAUUUCCGUGCUACCUUCUUCUCCCCUUUCUUCAUUCGUCUGUGCAGAUGCCGAUCUGCAAUCCGUCUUCUUCGUCUUCAUCUUCAAGCUCUAGCUCCACCAAGUCCUGGAUUAUUCACGGCCUGGCGGUUGGGGCGGCGGCCGCGGUGGCGAUCGGCGCCCAUGCCUACUUCAAUUACCGCCGAUCUGGAAAAUUCCGGAGCCGGGUCAUCGGAAUUAUACCCGCCCGUUUCGCUUCAUCUCGCUUUGAGGGAAAGCCUCUCGUUCAUAUUCUCGGCAAGCCAAUGAUCCAGAGAACAUGGGAAAGAGCGAAAAUGGCAACUUCAUUGGAUCAUGUUGUUGUGGCAACAGAUGAUGAUAAGAUUGCUGAAUGUUGUAGAGGAUUUGGUGCCGAUGUGGUAAUGACAUCGGAAUCUUGCCGGAACGGCACCGAACGAUGUAAUGAAGCACUUCAAAAGCUCGGUAAGGAAUACGAUGUUGUUGUCAAUAUUCAGGGCGAUGAACCGCUCAUUGAACCAGAAAUUAUAGACGGCAUUGUUAAAUCCUUGCAGGCUUCUCCCGAUGCAGUCUUCAGCACUGCAGUAACUUCUUUGAAAUACGAAGAUGCACUCGAUCCGAAUCGUGUCAAAUGUGUGGUGGACAAUCAUGGAUACGCAAUUUAUUUUUCACGAGGACUUAUACCAUUUAACAAAUCGGGAACUGUCAACCCUCGAUUUCCAUAUUUACUUCAUCUGGGAAUUCAGAGCUACGAUUCAAAGUUUCUCAAGAUAUAUCCAGAGCUACCGCCAACUCCGCUUCAACUGGAAGAAGAUCUUGAACAACUGAAAGUCCUCGAAAAUGGAUACAAAAUGAAGGUGAUUAAAGUCGACCACGAGGCCCACGGUGUAGAUGUCCCAGAAGAUGUAGCUAAAAUCGAGCAGUACAUGCGCGAAAGGAACUUGCAUUAGCAGCCUGCCUGCCUGUAUAUUUUGCUUACAAUACCUACUUACAUAGUGAGUUUCACUUGUGCAUAUUGUUGGAAUGAAUUCUUUUAAAUCCUAUAAUAUGCUGUGAAAAUUGGCUUCUAUUUUAUUGCAGCGCUGAUCUGUUGAAAGUAGAAAAGACUUGUGUGCAGAGUUUUUAUGUUGGAAAUGUACAAACUCAAUCAUUUGAUUCGAUUUGUGUAUACUAAUGCCCUGUAAUUCAUUUUCAUAUAGGAGUGUAAGAACUUGUGUAAGAACAAAGAAGACACCCAAUUCGAUUUGUAUUGGCUUUCCAAGGGAAUUUGGAUUUUGGGAAAAAAAAAAAAAAAAAGAAGCAAAUUAAA